This is a messenger RNA of Nasonia vitripennis (jewel wasp), 2968 nucleotides long. It is a transcript of the gene Sec15, whose product is annotated as exocyst complex component 6B. The record is from RefSeq and is a predicted model, not a curated record. Bases 155 to 2440 code for a protein of 761 amino acids. The transcript is spliced from 12 exons. Lineage: Eukaryota; Metazoa; Arthropoda; Insecta; Hymenoptera; Pteromalidae. Gene Ontology annotation, cellular component: membrane; exocyst. Gene Ontology annotation, biological process: Golgi to plasma membrane transport; exocytosis; intracellular protein transport.
AUGUCAGCCAUAUUGGAUACCACACACCCAUCAUACAUGUAGGUUUAGCUCUCAAUCUCAAUAUCGACAAUAUCAUACACGGCUCGGCCCUCGCGACAAAUUGUCAAAAUUUUCUGCAUGCGUUCUCCACUCUGACACCGCCCCCGUCUCGAAAAUGCAGCAACUCGACCUCCUCAUCCAGGAAAUCGAGUCGAUCGACGACUAUCUCGGCCCGACAUUCAGAGCAAUUUACGAUGGAAACGAACAUCAGAAGUUUAUGGAAAAGUUGGACGAGAGGGUCAAAAGCCAUGACAGAGACAUUGAACGAAUGUGUAAUCAUCAUUACCAAGGUUUUAUAGACUCUAUUAGAGAGCUACUACAAGUUCGAACGCAAGCACAACAACUCAAAACAGAAAUCUUGGAGUUAGAUAAAAGAAUAACUGAGGCUACAGGAAGUGUAAUAGAAAAGAGAGAAGAACUAGUUAAAGCUAGGAAAGUACAGUUCAACAUGGCUUCUGCAGUUGAUAGCCUUACGAUGUGUCUUCCAGUAUUAGCUGCUUAUGCAAAAUUGCAGAGACAGUUAAAAGAUAAACGUUACUAUCCAGCUUUAAAAACUUUAGAGCAACUCGAGCACAAUGACCUGCCCAAAGUUAAAAAUUAUCGCUUUUCCUCUCAAAUUACUCAACAGAUUCCACUGUUAAGGAAAAAUAUUAAGGAUGCCUCCAUGACAGAUUUAAGAGAUUUCUUGGAGAAUAUCAGGAAAUAUUCUCCUAAAAUUGGUGAAGUUGCCAUGAGACAUACAGCUGAACAGUUGGAAAUUGAAGCUGAAAUAAUUGGAAGGAAAAAGAAAAGACCUCAAACUACUACUUCUACAUCUGAAGAAGAAGAAAUGAGUGCUCAAGAUCUCAUGGACUUCAGUCCAGUUUAUCGUUGCAUGCAUAUUUAUACUGUUCUCAGAGAAGGGGAAGAUUUCAAGGCCUACUACAGACAGCAAAGACAACAGCAAGCGCGUCUCGUUUUACAGCCACCAAUUAAUAUGCAUGAAAGCAUUGCGGGUUAUCAAUCUUAUAUUCAUGGGAUUCUCGGUUUCUUUGUGGUUGAAGAUCAUAUUUUGAAUACUGGAAACGGUCUUACAACUCGUACCUAUUUAGAAGAACUUUGGUCAAUGGCUUUAUCAAAAAUUGUGAAUGCUUUAAGGACACAUUCUGCUUACUGUACAGAUGCUACACUUAUUCUAAAAAUAAAAAAUUUGAUUAUGUUAUUCAACACAACUCUCAGGAAUUACGGAUACUCAGUAGGUCAAUUGAAUGAUUUACUCCAAGAAAUAAGGGUUCACUACAAUGAAGUAUUGAUGCAACACUGGGUACAAGUUUUUCGGGAUAUACUGGACGAAGACAAUUUUUUACCUAUUCAAGUAUCCAAUCAAGAGGAAUAUGAUAAAGUUUUAGCUUCGUUCCCUUAUCAAGACGAAGAAUUGAAGAAAGCUAGAUUUCCAAAGAAAUUUCCCUUUUCAGCAAUGGUGCCAAAAGUUUAUCAUCAAGUAAAAGAAUUUAUUUACGCUUGCCUGAAAUUCUCAGAAGACCUUAAUCUUACGCAAACGGAAAUCGAUGAAAUGAUUUGUAAAUCGACUAAUUUGUUAUUAACGCGAACGUUCAGUGGAUGUUUAUCUUCGCUUUUCCGUAAACCGUCGUUAGCUCUUUUACAAGUCGUGCAAAUAAUUAUCAAUACAGAAUAUCUUGAAAAAUCCACGAAGUAUUUAGAAGAGUUCGUCUCUAAUAUUACAGGAACCCCUCACGAAGGUCAAUUAAGUACUGGCGGCCUUAAAUCUGCCAUGUUUAGAGUAGCAAGAGAUGACGCCGAGAAACAGAUUUGCGAAAAAUUAAAGCAAAAACUCGAUGAAUUCUUAGAGCUUGAAAAUUAUGAUUGGAACCUUACUGAACCACAAGGACAUGCCUCAGGAUUCAUAGUUGAUCUCAUUGCAUUUUUGCAAAGUACCUUCACGUGUUUUACGAAUUUGCCGGAAGAGGUAGCACAAGUGGCCUGCAAGUCAGCUUGUUCUCAUAUAGCAAAGUCUAUCUUAGGUAUUUUAGUAAGCGAGGAUUUGAAGCAAAUUUCAAUGGGUGCUCUUCAGCAAGUCAAUUUAGAUACCAUACAAUGUGAACAAUUCGCUGCUUCAGAACCUGUUGUAGGGUUGCCAGAGGGGACGUUAUUGCAGGAGUUUGCGCAAUUAAGACAACUACUUGAUUUGUUCAUGAGUUGGGACUGGCCUACUUACUUCCAUGAUUACAUAAGCGAAUCGAGUAAAUACAACCUUGUGACACCUCAGAUGGCAGUCAUUUUGCUCGAAAAGCUACGAGAAUCCGAUAAGAAAACAGUAUUUUCUGUUUUGAAAAAGAGCGAGAGGGAUAAAAAAAAGUUGUUAGAGACGGUGUUGAAACAGUUACGGCAAUUAUCGCUAUAACUUAUUCAACGGUAAUGCAAACCGAAUCGCGCAAAAAUUGUAAAUAUGUACUAUAGUAAAAACCAGCCGUGAAAUUAAUUUAUUCCGCAUUAUUUUAGAUUUGUUAUUUUUCGGUUAAUCAUAUAUGUAAUAUGUUAAAGUUCUAUGAGAGUUAUAUAAUCAACAGUGCCUUAACGUUUUGAUAAUUUUAUUUGUAAGAAAUUUUGCAAAUAAGAAAAGAAGACUUUUACAUUUGAAGCUCCUGUAUAUUUAUAACUUCAAAAGGUUUUUUUGUUAUAUAUAAUGGUAUUAUCAUUAAUUUACAUGUCUAUUAUGUGUCACAUAUUGUACAAUAUUUUAAAAGCAACUGUACAUUGGACAAUGUAUAUCAAAGUAUCAAGUCCCCCACAGAUUUUAACACCCUAAUAGUUAAAAUAAGAAUAAUAAACAAUAAUAUACGCUUAUUUGAAAAUUAAUUUGAAUUUUGUAAUAAAUUUAAUUUUUUUCCUUCAUCCGCAAUACUUGAAUGUGGUGUAGUAGUGAUCAGUC